Messenger RNA from Pteronotus mesoamericanus, 627 nucleotides. RefSeq names its product natural killer cells antigen CD94-like. NCBI's taxonomy places the organism in Eukaryota, Metazoa, Chordata, Mammalia, Chiroptera, Mormoopidae. Gene Ontology annotation, cellular component: plasma membrane; external side of plasma membrane. The transcript is spliced from 7 exons. The record is from RefSeq and is a predicted model, not a curated record. Gene Ontology annotation, biological process: positive regulation of natural killer cell mediated cytotoxicity; stimulatory C-type lectin receptor signaling pathway. Bases 1 to 627 code for a protein of 208 amino acids. Gene Ontology annotation, molecular function: transmembrane signaling receptor activity.
AUGGACGAAUACUGUACACACCUGAUACUGGAGCUUGGUAAUGUGUGCAUUUGUUGGCACUCAUUGGAUAAGAGUUUAGAACAAAAGUUAAAAGGUCCUCAGGCCACUCCAUGGAGGCUGAUUUCUGGGAUCAUAGGAGCAAUAUGUCUUGCGUUGAUGGCUAUUUUGGGAAUUGUUUUGAAAAAUGUGUUUAUACAACAAAAUGUUCAGCCAACACCAUCUCUGAUACCCAGCACUGAACCCCAGGAAGGCUGUGGUUGCUAUUCUUGCCAAGAAAAAUGGAUUGGAUUCCAAUGCAACUGUUACUUCAUUUCCAAUGAAAGAAAGACUUGGGCAGAAAGCAGGGAUUUCUGUGCUUCUCAGAACUCCAGUCUACUUCACUUUCGAAACAGAGAUGAACUGCAUUUUUUAAAGUUCAGUAAAACUUUUUACUGGAUUGGACUCUCCUACAGUGAAAAACAUGGCAUCUGGUUGUGGGAAGAUGGCUCUGCUCUCUCCCAAGAUCUAUUUUCAUUCUCUCAUGUUGUAAACCCAAAGAACUGCAUAAUGGUUGGCACAAGGAACAAUAUUUUGGAUGAGUCCUGUGAGCAACAAAAUCCUUAUAUCUGUAAAUAUGAGCUUAUUUAG